AUGAAUAUAUCUAAUUUAGAAGUUUGUUGUUUCGCUUAUGAAAAACAAUUUGAUCAACUUAAAGCGAAAAUAGAUGCUGAUCCUCAGUGUGUAAAAGCAAAAGAUCGUGAUGGUCGUACUGUUCUUCAUUGGGCUUGUUCAAGUGGUGCAAAGGAUAUUGUUCAAUAUCUACUUGAUGUUUGUCAUAUUCGACUAGAUAUUCCUGAUGAACUUGGUUGGACACCAUUGAUGAUUGCAGUAUCGACAGGUCAUCUUGAAAUUGUUCGAAUGCUAUUACAAACAAAUAAAGUCGAUGUUGAACAAUCAAAUUCAUCCGGUGCUCGACCAUUGCAUUAUGCAUGUUCAAAAAAUUUUUAUGAAAUUGCUCAAUUGUUACUCGAACAUGAUGCUGAUGUAAAUGCAACAGAUAAAUAUAAACAAACACCAUUAGAUCGUUGUUGUUCAAAAGGAAAUAUACGAAUAGUUGAACUUUUAUUAAAACAUCCAAAAAUUGAUUUAAGUAUGCAUAAAGAAUGUGAUGGAGAUCAUUCUUUAUUUCAACAAUAA
Rotaria sordida is the source of this 546-nucleotide messenger RNA. The record is from the annotation of a GenBank genome assembly. Lineage: Eukaryota; Metazoa; Rotifera; Eurotatoria; Philodinida; Philodinidae.